CCUACAUGCGGAAGCAAAAGCAAUGAACGCUGGGAAUGUCACGCAGCCCGAAACAGCCAGUCGUUUCGGUUCACUCAACCUCUGUGUUUAUUUUAGUUAAAGGCAGCAACGAGGGCCCGGUCCGGUAAAAUGGGCUAGUUCGGGUCUCGUUGCUGUCAAACGCGUUUACGUAAUUAUCUUUCUUUCGCGUGUCCGCCGGGAAAAUGAAGUGUAGCCCCGGAUCGCUUCAGAUGCACGCGGCAUCCAACGCGCUUUUCAUAAACAUCGUCUCUGAAAUAACAACAAACCUCUGUCAACCCGAUGCAUCCCUUCAAUUCACUUCGGUCCCAGUUUACAGAUACUGACAUGGACUAUGAGAGGCCUAAUGUGGAGACUAUUAAAUGUGUGGUGGUAGGGGACAACGCUGUGGGCAAAACCCGGCUUAUCUGUGCCCGUGCAUGUAAUGCCACCCUAACACAGUACCAGUUACUCGCCACACAUGUGCCCACGGUCUGGGCCAUCGACCAGUACAGGGUCUGCCAAGAGGUUCUGGAGCGCUCCAGAGAUGUCGUGGAUGAUGUAAGCGUGUCUCUCCGAUUAUGGGAUACCUUCGGAGACCAUCACAAAGACCGUCGGUUUGCUUACGGGAGGUCAGAUGUGGUGGUCUUGUGCUUUUCCAUCGCCAACCCGAAUUCUCUGUUUCACGUGAAGACCAUGUGGUACCCAGAGAUCAAGCAUUUCUGCCCUCGGACCCCGGUCAUUUUGGUGGGCUGCCAGUUAGAUCUGCGUUACGCCGAUCUGGAGGCCGUUAACAGAGCCCGGCGGCCCCUUGCAAGACCCAUCAAAGCAAACGAAAUUCUUCCUCCGGAGAAGGGUCGGGAGGUGGCCAAAGAGCUGGGCGUACCGUACUACGAGACCAGUGUGGUGGCACAGUUUGGAGUAAAAGACGUGUUCGAUAAUGCCAUCCGUGCUGCUCUCAUCUCACGCCGCCACCUGCAGUUUUGGAAGUCCCACUUGCGUGACGUCCAGCGGCCUCUCUUGCAGGCGCCCUUCCUACCUCCUAAACCUCCCCCUCCCGUUAUAACCGUCCCAGCACCUCCAUCCACCACAAAGGAACAUCCGGGGAGUCUGCUGGAGGAACCGCUGUGUGCCGAUGUAGUUCUGGUUCUCCAGGAAAACCAGAAAGUCUUUGCUCAUAAGGUUUACCUUGCCACUGCCUCCUCCAAAUUCUACGACCUUUUCCUCCAGGAUUUAAAAGCCGAGACAGACGGCAGGCAACCUCAUGGACGGGAGCCACCCGCCCGUGCUGCCAGCUUUGACAUGUGUGAGAGCAGCGAUGAAGAUGGCAAGGCCAACCUCAGGACCUGCAUCAGUGAUGAUACCCUGAUCGGGUCAGACUCGGAUGGGAUCUUGGAAGGCGGUCGUACGAGAAGGCUUUUGUCCUCAUUAGGCCGGGCUUUCGUAAGCAUCAAGACAGAAACCGUAAAAGACCCCAUUACGUUAAACUGUCGGCCAAUGACGGUGGUACAUAUGGACCCCUCCGUGUUGUUUGGCCCGUUUCGUGUGGUGCUCGGUUACCUUUAUACAGGACAGUUGGAUGAACACGAGAAAGACUUGAUGCACAUCGCCCACAUCGCAGAACUGCUGGAGGUGUUCGACCUGCGCAUGAUGGUCGCCAACAUCCUGAACAACGAGGCUUUCAUGAACCAAGAGAUCACUAAGGCUUUCCAUGUACGACGGACCAAUCGCGUGAAGGAAUGCCUGGCUAAAGGAACUUUCUCAGAUGUGGUUUUUAAACUUGAUGAUGGUACCGUUGAAGCUCACAAGCCCCUGCUCAUCUCCAGCUGUGAUUGGAUGGCAGCCAUGUUUGGUGGGCCAUUUGUCGAGAGCUGUACUAAAGAGGUGUUGUUUCCGAACACGACUCGCAGUAGUAUGCAGGCUGUGCUGGAAUAUCUCUACACGGGACGCUUCUGCUCCAGACCUGACCUGGAAGCCAUGGAGCUCAUUAUUCUAGCCAAUCGCCUUUGCCUGCCUCACCUGGUCGCCCUAACAGAGCUCCACACUGUAUCUGUCCUGAAGGAGGCGGCUGCCAUGGGAACGGACAUUGAUGGAGAUGUGAUGGUUUAUCUGGAGAUGGCUCAGUUUCACUGUGCCUACCAGCUCACCGACUGGUGCCUUCAUCACAUCUGCACCAAUUACAACAACGUGUGCCGCAAAUUCCCAAGAGACAUGAGGGUCAAAUCCGCAGAAAACCAGGAAUACUUUGAGAAGAACCGCUGGCCUCCAGUUUGGUACCUGAAAGAGGAAGACCACUACCAAAGAGAUCGGAAGGAACGGGAAAAGGAGGACUUUUUGUCCCAAAAGAGGCAGAGCAAACGUAAAUGGGUGCUCUGGAAUCUUCCGUCCUCUUCGUCAAACCCUUCAUCCUCUUCCUCGGUCUGAUAGUCAGGAUGAGGACACAUCCAUCAGAUCCUGGACCUUCUUCAAAACUGUGCUGCUUUGAAAUAUUAUAGUUCUGGAUUAUAAACACUGCUUUUACAUUUUUUGGUGCUUGAAGGUCAUGGACGCAAAUCGUUCAGGCAUCACUUGAGACAUGGUGCCAGGCAGGUCUGAAAAUCGGUGUAAAAUGUUUACGGGUUGUCCUGUGUGAAGUCAGUUGCCUCCAUGAACUCAUAGUGUGCAGAAUCGAACCAUCUCAUCUCUAAACACUAAAGAAACUCUCUGUCCAUAUUAGUAAAGCCAUUGUUUCGGCUGGAGACCCAAUACAGUACCAAAUUGUUUUAUGCAAGAUUUAAAAAUGUCAUGCAGACAGAUAUCCCUAAAAUCACACAUUUUAGACAAUUAAACUGUAUUAUAACUUUUGUUUCUUAAGCUCAAAUUGAGCU
Molecule: messenger RNA, 2864 nt
Organism: Paramisgurnus dabryanus
Lineage: Eukaryota; Metazoa; Chordata; Actinopteri; Cypriniformes; Cobitidae
Gene: rhobtb2b
Product: Rho related BTB domain containing 2b
Biological process (GO): small GTPase-mediated signal transduction
Molecular function (GO): GTPase activity; GTP binding; protein binding
Source: RefSeq, a predicted model, not a curated record